This is a messenger RNA of Entrophospora candida, 622 nucleotides long. Lineage: Eukaryota; Fungi; Glomeromycota; Glomeromycetes; Entrophosporales; Entrophosporaceae. The record is from the annotation of a GenBank genome assembly.
AUAGAUUUAAAAAAAAUCUUACGGAAAAUUCUAAAAAUCUUGAUCCUCAGUCAAAAAUGAUUGCAAAGGAAACACAUAAAGUAAACAAAGGCGAGUUCAAAAUUUCUCUCUCAUACGAUGAAUUUCAAGAAAAAGAUUUAACAGAUCCAAAACCAGAUAACAUUUCUGUUCGAGGAAAAGUAUUUAAAAAAAUGUUAAAAGAAACUAUACAAGUUGCUUGUGUACCAUUUAAUGCGCAACUCUAUUACAAGGAUGAAAAGGAUGAAUUGGAAGCAACUUUAGCAAUCUUGAGUAAAUUACAUUCAUCAGAUAGUAUUAUAAAAUUUCAUGGCACAUCACGUGUUAAUGAUAAGGAUGUAUUAAUAUUUGAUUGGGCACAUAGGGGAAAUUUAAAAUAUGUAUAUGAAGAAUAUAAUAAGCAAAAUAAACUGAUUCCUUGGAAAAAAAAAUUAAAGAUUGCAUAUGAUAUCUGCCUUGGACUGCAAUUUUUACAUAAAUGUGAAUUUUAUCAUCGUGAUGUUAGAUGCAAAAAUAUAUUGAUUAUGGGGCCAGGAAUUGCCACAGCAAAAAUUGCAAACUUUUUUUUAAGUAGAAAUUUUGGAGACAUUAGUAGACAAUUUAA